GGGGCCCAGACCAAGGGAGGGAGCCCAGCGGCCCCGCCAGCCCCAGGAGCGGCGCCGCGAAGAGCAGCUUCUUAGUCCCCGGAGCGGCGAGCGCCUGUUCCCAGCCUCCGGCAGCCGCGGCGCGCGCGGCCUCUAGUCCUCGGCGGGGCGCGCACUUGGCCCCGCGCUGGGGUUGGUGUUGACUGCGGCGGCGGCGGCGGCGACAGCGCAGCGCGCAGGCGCGGCCGAAUUCCCGGCAGUGACGCGGCGUCGGGCGCGCGCGGCGCAUUUCCGCCUCUGGCGAAUGGCUUCGCUCUAGCGCGCGCUGCGGGCCCAGCUGCGACCCCGGCCCCGCCCCCGGGACCCCGGCCAUGGACGACCUGUUUCCCCUCAUCUUCCCGUCUGAGCCUGCGCAGGCCUCUGGCCCCUAUGUGGAGAUCAUCGAGCAGCCCAAGCAGCGGGGAAUGCGCUUCCGCUACAAGUGCGAGGGCCGCUCAGCGGGCAGUAUCCCAGGCGAGAGGAGCACGGAUACCACCAAGACCCAUCCCACCAUCAAGAUCAAUGGCUACACGGGGCCGGGGACAGUUCGCAUCUCUCUGGUCACCAAAGACCCCCCUCACCGGCCUCACCCCCAUGAGCUUGUGGGGAAAGACUGCCGGGAUGGCUUCUAUGAGGCUGAGCUCUGCCCAGACCGCUGCAUCCACAGCUUCCAGAACCUGGGGAUCCAGUGUGUAAAGAAGCGGGACCUGGAGCAGGCCAUCAGUCAACGCAUCCAGACCAAUAACAAUCCCUUCCAAGUUCCCAUAGAAGAACAGCGUGGGGACUAUGACCUGAACGCAGUGCGGCUCUGCUUCCAGGUGACAGUGCGGGACCCGGCAGGCAGGCCCCUCCGCUUGUCACCCGUCCUCUCUCAUCCCAUUUUUGACAACCGCGCCCCCAACACUGCUGAGCUCAAGAUCUGCCGGGUGAACCGGAACUCCGGGAGCUGCCUCGGCGGGGAUGAGAUCUUCCUGCUGUGUGACAAGGUGCAGAAAGAGGACAUUGAAGUGUAUUUCACGGGACCAGGCUGGGAGGCCCGAGGCUCCUUUUCACAAGCUGACGUCCACCGACAAGUGGCCAUUGUGUUCCGGACACCUCCCUACGCGGACCCCAGCCUGCAGGCCCCCGUGCGUGUCUCCAUGCAGCUGCGGCGGCCUUCAGAUCGGGAGCUCAGUGAGCCCAUGGAGUUCCAGUACUUGCCAGACACAGAUGAUCGUCACCGGAUUGAGGAGAAGCGCAAAAGGACAUACGAGACCUUCAAGAGCAUCAUGAAGAAAAGUCCCUUCAAUGGACCCACUGACCCCAGGCCUCCGCCCCGGCGCAUUGCGGUGCCUUCCCGAAGCACAACUUCCGUCCCCAAGCCAGCUCCCCAGCCCUAUCCCUUUACGCCAUCCCUCAGCACCAUCAACUUCGAGGAGUUCUCCCCCAUGGUCUUUCCUUCGGGGCAGAUUCCAAACCAGACCCCUGCCUUGGCACCGGCCCCUGCCCCCAUCCUGGCCCCGGUCCCAGCCCCGGCCCCAGCCCCGGCCCCAAUCUUAGCCCCCCCGGGCCUCGCUCAGCCUGUGGCCCCCCCCGCCCCCAAGACCGCCCAGGCCGGGGAAGGGACACUCUCGGAGGCCCUGCUGCAGCUGCAGUUUGACGCUGACGAAGACCUGGGGGCCCUGCUGGGCAGCAGCGCUGACCCCGCCGUGUUCACAGACCUGGCAUGCGUCGACAACUCGGAGUUUCAGCAGCUGCUGAACCAAGGUGUAUCUGCGGCCCCACACACAGCCGAGCCCAUGCUGAUGGAGUACCCUGAGGCAAUAACUCGCCUGGUGACAGGGUCCCAGAGGCCCCCCGACCCAGCUCCUGCUCCCCUGGGGGCCUCUGGGCUCCCCAACGGCCUCCUCUCAGGGGAUGAAGACUUCUCCUCCAUCGCAGACAUGGACUUCUCAGCCCUCCUGAGUCAGAUCAGCUCCUAAGUGGGUGACACUUACCCCCGCCUGGGGCACAGGGUGCAGGAGAUCGAAGCCCUCCCAAAGCAAGCACUUACGGAUUCUGGGGGAUGUGCUCCAGCUGCCCCCAACUUCUUUGGGUAAUGUCUUCCAGGGGUGGGGGGAGCGCAUUUUAUUCUUUUAUUGGCAGUGUCUAUCUCUCUCUCUUUUUGGAGGUGCUUAAGCAGAAGCAUUAACUUCUCUGGAAAGGGGGGAGCAGGAGGAAUCAAACUCUUCCCCAACCCUGAUGUUCAGCUCCCUUCUCCUUAUAGGGAAUUCUGGGGUCGCCCACCCCAACCCUCCAGCUUCUAAUACUCUCCUAGAGAGAGGGACAGGCUGGAGCUAUGGCCUUUGAGGCCAAAAAGCCUUAUCACCAAGUGUCUUUUUCCAAUCAUGGAUUGAUUCCCACCUUGUGCCAAAAUAAUGCCCUUUACCAGCCCCUCUGUGGUGUUGGCAUUGUCCUUGAACUAACACCAGCGUUUGAGGGCCUGGCCUUCUGGCCCUGCAGAGGUCUCUGCCAGCUCUUCCCUUGCUCAACUGUGGCUGGAGGGAACUGGUGGGACAACACUGGCCCUUUCCAGGAUCCAGGGAGGUUCAGUCUGAGACUUCUCUGUUUCCCCCUUUCUCAAGUGCCUUAAUAGUAGGGCUAGUUGUUUGGAGAGUAGGGGUGAGGGCAGACUGGCAGCUCUCCAAUCAAGAGGCUCAGUUUUUACUGAAGAAUCAAAGCAGUUGGACUCUUGCUCUUUCUACUCUGAACUAAUAAAUUCAUUGCCAAGCUGG
Molecule: messenger RNA, 2771 nt
Organism: Mustela lutreola (European mink)
Lineage: Eukaryota; Metazoa; Chordata; Mammalia; Carnivora; Mustelidae
Gene: RELA
Product: RELA proto-oncogene, NF-kB subunit
Exons: 11
Coding region: 351-1979 (542 amino acids)
Biological process (GO): canonical NF-kappaB signal transduction; innate immune response; response to cytokine
Cellular component (GO): cytoplasm
Molecular function (GO): DNA-binding transcription factor activity, RNA polymerase II-specific; RNA polymerase II cis-regulatory region sequence-specific DNA binding
Source: RefSeq, a predicted model, not a curated record